AUGCAUAAAGAAGAAAACGAGAAAAAUUUGAAGGCUGAGUUGGGUUCUCUGAUGGGAAAAUUUGAGAAGUCGCAAGAAGAGUUGGAGAUAUUUAAGAGCGGUGAUGGUUCUUCUUGGCAGCUGGCAGCUGAUCUAUCUGGGAAGCUUUCUUUGGCGAAUGAUGAGAUUCUUCGUGUAAACACAGAGUCUGAGCAGUACAAGGAAGUCAUGGAGGUCGCCCAGGAUACUGCCGAUCGCGUCACCACUGAGAAUAAUUUUCCUGCUAGAGAAUUCCCUGAUGUUCCCGUGCCUAAUGAUGAGUUUGUGGAGCCCGAAUCUAGUGAUGAGGAAGAGGUUAUCGAGGACGAAAAAUCCAGCGGCGAGGAAGAAACUGACGAGGAGGAUGUUUACGAGGAAGAUUCCGACUUUGAAGAUGAGUUCGCUGAGGGGGUCGGGCAGGAUGAAGCUAAUUGUGAAGCUGUUGCUGGUGAUAGGCAGGGCGAAUAUCAAUCAGUUCACGUUGCAGGGGAUGGUCAGGGAUAG
Messenger RNA from Papaver somniferum (opium poppy), 522 nucleotides. RefSeq lists its product as uncharacterized. The record is from RefSeq and is a predicted model, not a curated record. NCBI's taxonomy places the organism in Eukaryota, Viridiplantae, Streptophyta, Magnoliopsida, Ranunculales, Papaveraceae. The transcript has 3 exons. Bases 1 to 522 code for a protein of 173 amino acids.